AAUACCUCAACUUGAUGUUAGCUCCAACACUGAUGAAGCGGUUGUCGAUGAUGUAUCACGCCAUUUAUUCGAGUUUGAAAGAGUUGCAGAACAUAAUAGAUAUGUAAUUACAGAGUUACAACAAGUGCAGAGUAAAAACAGGGUAAUAUCCAGGUUAAAUGAACGACUUGAAGAAUGCUAUAGAAUAAUCUCUCAAUUAGAAAAGUUAUAUCAAGAACAGUAUGAAGCAUAUCAAAGACA
Molecule: messenger RNA, 240 nt
Organism: Racocetra persica
Lineage: Eukaryota; Fungi; Glomeromycota; Glomeromycetes; Diversisporales; Gigasporaceae
Source: the annotation of a GenBank genome assembly